Molecule: messenger RNA, 2370 nt
Organism: Rhincodon typus (whale shark)
Lineage: Eukaryota; Metazoa; Chordata; Chondrichthyes; Orectolobiformes; Rhincodontidae
Product: sorbitol dehydrogenase-like
Exons: 11
Coding region: 765-1835 (356 amino acids)
Biological process (GO): D-sorbitol catabolic process
Molecular function (GO): L-iditol 2-dehydrogenase (NAD+) activity; zinc ion binding
Source: RefSeq, a predicted model, not a curated record
UGUGGAAUUUUGUGGGACAAGGGUGCCAAAUGCUGUGCCAGAUUGAAUAUUUCAGAACUGAAAUCGGCAACUUUGUGCUGGUAAUGUGGAUGGAAAGUAGCUGAAUGGUCUUGAGAUAACAAUGUAUUGAAUGGUGGAACAAGAAUGGGACGUUAAUAAACCUGCUGUUAAGAUUUCUGAAGCCACAAGGAGAAGGAAUUUAUUAGACUCACACCCACGGUGAUACAGGAAAGUAAAACCUUUGGGAAUGGAAAGGAUAACAAACUGGAUGAGGUGUUAUGUGUUAGCGGAGAUACAUCAUAGAAGGAAGAAUUGUUGGUUGGGGUGCUUCAUAAAAGCUAAAUACUUGGAACACUGUUGUUACGAAUUCAAACGAACUCCCAUGAUUCAGAAAUUUGGAGCGAGGUGGUGAACUUUGCAGAUGAUACCAAACUAGGAGGGACAGUGACAAACUGAAAGAGAGGGCAUUUGUGUCACUGUGGGAGUAUCCAUACCUCUGAGUCAGGAGGCCUGAUUUCAAGUCCCACCUGCUCCAGAGGCAUGUCUGAACAGGUUGAUUAUAAAAUAUCUGGAACUGAAAGAGGGCGAUUUGAAAUGAGCCCCAGCAACUGUUUGGAAACUGAAGGCAGGGCAGAGAAGAAGCUGCACCCUUAGGCUGUGGUAAUUAGAUCCAAGCUUUCAAGGACUUUGGGACCUAUAUAAAGCUUGUUAUCAGCUCCAAACACAAGUGAAAGCCACGGACUUUUAACCUGAGAGAUUUGAAGAUGGAACAGCACGAGAAUCUGUCUGUAGUGCUCUAUGCAAAAAAUGACCUGAGACUGGAGAAACGUCCCAUUCCAGAACCAGGGCCUAAAGAGGUGCUGCUGAAGAUAGAUUCCGUUGGGAUCUGUGGUUCGGAUGUCCAUUAUUGGCAAACUGGAAGGAUUGGAGAUUUUGUUCUGAAGAAGCCAAUGGUCCUGGGACAUGAGGCUGCAGGGACGAUAUUCAGAGUGGGUUCUGGAGUGCGACAUCUUAAAGCAGGUGAUAGGGUCGCCAUUGAGCCGGGAAUUCCCAGAGAAAUUGACGAGCAUUGCCGAAACGGACGUUACAACCUUUCGCCGACAAUCUUCUUCUCUGCUACUCCUCCUGAUGAUGGGAACCUUUGCCAAUACAAUACCCAUGACGCCAGCUACUGUUACAAGCUCCCUGAAUCCAUUAGCUUUGAAGAAGGUGCUUUGAUUGAACCCCUCUCUGUUGCAAUUCAUGCCUGUCGUAGAGGAGGGGUUACAAUUGGCAGCAAAGUCUUCAUUUUAGGGGCAGGGCCAAUUGGACUCGUGAAUCUGCUGGUUUCCAAGUCCAUGGGAGCAUCUCAGAUUGUGAUCUGUGAUUUAUCACUGAAAAGACUGGAGAAGGCAAAGCAGAUGGGAGCCAGUUUUACCAUUGCAGUCGAGCAGACCAUGACUCCCCAGGAACUGGGUCAGAAAGUGAAGCAGACUCUAGGUGGAGCUAUGCCCGAUAUAUCUAUUGAAUGCACUGGAGCAGAGCUAUGUGUCCAGGGUGGUGUCUUUGCAACCAAGUCUGGAGGGGUGUUGGUCCUUGUUGGGUUGGGGAAACCUUCAGCAAACAUCCCCAUAUUAGAUCUGUUAGUCCGAGAAGUGGAUAUCAGGGGAGUUUUCAGAUAUUGCAACACGUGGCCUGUGGCAAUUGAUAUGUUGGCUUCGAAGAGAAUCAAUGUGAAACCUUUGAUCACUCAUCGCUUUCCCUUGGAAGAGGCUCUUGAAGCGUUUGAAACCACAAAGAAAGGAGUGGGAAUCAAAGUCAUAUUGAAAUGUGACCCGAGCAACAAGAACCCCUGAGAGGGUUGGUUACUGAUGUGCAGCGUGCACCUCCAGUUGUAAUCGUUCGUCAGUACUCCACCAACACUGGAUAAUUGUGCACAUGUAAUUCAUGUGGGCAGAGGCACCUAGCUGUUAGGCUUCGCUCUGCUCAAUAUCCUGUCAAUUUUUUUUGUUUUUCUUUUUGUUCGGUUUUAGCUGCCCUGGAACUCCAGAUGCUGCAACACCUGACAGCUCCAGAUCGAGUAAGGAGCACCCAUUAUUGAAAUGGAAGGUAUAGGUGACGUUAGGAACCAUGUGAGUGGGUUUAACGAUGAUGGUCAAUGUCAAAGGGCCCACAAGAUUAACUUGAAGUCUUUGUUUCAGAAUCCUUGCACUACUUAUCUGUUGUUCCAGUCCCCUGAAAUUUACUAUACUUGAAUUACUGCACUGUGGAAUGUUUGGUUGAAGUAAAUAUCGAGGCUUAUUAAUAUGAUUUACUGAUUGCAGAAGAGCAAUAUAAUGUAGCCAAUUGAAGGAUCAAAAAAUUGAAUAAACAUGUUGCAAAUGAUCUGUA